UCGAGCCCCCGCUGAAGCAGAGAGUGAGCCCGCCUCGCAGAGCGCUAGAUCGGGCUGUGCCGGUGACAGUACCAAACACCUUCAACCUGAGCAGCAGCCGUGGAUCAGCAGCAGAUCAGAACCGCUGUGGACUGCGCGGCUUUGGGAGAAGAAGCGGACUGUAACUACGAGGAACGGACAGCAGAGUCGAUUUUUAUUGGCGUGUUGGUGCUCUCUGAAAAAGUUGCAUCUGCUCGGGACGCACAAGAUAUCCACUGCUGAAGGAAAUACCCCCGCACGGGUUGGCUGUAAAUAACAUCUUUAAAGGCCACGGUCCACCUGAAGAGAAUCCCAGAAAGAAGCAAAGUCCUGGGAUGAAAGCUCUCUGCCAUUUUCCUCUCUCCCCCAGACCACCAGGAGGAGGACGCUGGAUGACACACUGAGAGUGUGUGGUGCGUCUGACACCGUCGGGCUACCAUGGCUCUGGUUCAGGCACUACCCCUGACCGUGAGUGACCACCCGAAUCCAGGCCUCGACGUCCAACAGUGCCGGCCGCUAUCAUCCCAUUCCCCCUCAGGCCCCUGCUCUGGCCCCUGUGGGCACUGCAGCUCUGACACAGCCAUGGGAUCAGUGAGUAGUCUCAUAUCGGGCCGGACGUACCAAGAGAGACACUGCAGGGCUGCCAGCGAAUUCAACACCAAGCCACGCCGCUCCACGCCAGCUACCAGCUGCUUCCGGCUCCACGAUAAUACCCUCCGCAGUGGGAGCUCCCUGGAGCAGCUGCUGGUUAUCAGCAACCAAACACAGCCUCAGGCUCAGGUUCUGCCUCCACCGCUUCCCACAAAGAAGCAGCCACGGCCUGGAAACUCUGCUGGGACAGGAGGGGGUGGAACGGUUGCUGGAGCAGUAGGCGGUGGCGGUGGCAGCACUAAUGGGAACUUUGGGUAUGCGAGCAAGGAGGUGGUGGUUGGAGACUGGAACGACAACCUGGUGCUGACUGCUGCAAGCCCCUGCAGCGACUCAGAGGACCAAAAAGACAACAGGACUCUAAAUGGGAACAUUGGUGGACCUCCUCCCAAACUCAUCCCAGUGUCUGGACAGCUGGAGAAGAACAUGGAGAAAGUGCUGAUCCGUCCAACAGCGUUCAAACCUGUCGUUCCCAAGAAUCGGCACUCGGUACAGUACCUUUCGCCACGCCCAGGUGCCAGCACUCUGUCGGAGAGCCAGGCCAGCCUCAACCUUCUGCUGCCCCAUGGAGGAUCCAGCAGUGCCAGCGGUACAAGCGGGAAUGUUGGAAGCAGCAGUUCCAACUCUGAAGGGAAGUGCACCUCCUACAUCGGUGUUCGCAAUGCUCGGAGCAGCCAGUCCUGCUCCAUGUCAGAUUCAGGGAGGAACUCUCUCUCCAGCCUCCCUACUCACAGCAGCACAGGUUACAGUUUGGCUCCCAGUGAGGGCUCCAGUGCUGGUUCUGGGUCGGGAGGCCAGCUGGAGCCUGUGUCGGGCAUCGGCCGAAACACUUCUGGUGGAAGCGGGAGCCACGGUCACAGUAACUCGGACAGUGGACGUUCCUCGUCCAGCAAGAGCACAGGCUCGGGGUCGCUUAGUGGGCGCGGGCAGCCCCUGUCAGACAGCGGGUCCUGUGGCCACUCUCCACCCCCCGUAGAGGGUUACGAGGCCGUGGUGAGGGAGCUGGAGGAGAAACUGAGGGAACGAGACCUGGAGCUCCAGCAGCUCAGAGAAAAUCUGGACGAGAAUGAAGCUGCCAUCUGCCAGGUGUACGAAGAGAAGCAGCGCCGCUGUGAAAGAGAGAUGGAGGAGCUGAGACAGAGCUGUGCCACAAAGAUGAAGCAGGCCUCUCAGAAGGCACAGAGAGCACAGCAGGUGCUUCAAUUACAGGUAUUUCAGCUACAGCAGGAGAAAAAGAAGCUACAGGAGGACUUCUCCUCUCUCCUGCAGGACAGAGAGACACUGGAAAGGAGGUGCGCCACAAUCCAGAGGGAGCAGACCCAAUUAGGGCCACGUCUGGAGGAGACAAAGUGGGAGGUGUGUCAAAAGUCAGGAGAGAUCUCGCUCCUGAAGCAGCAGCUUAAGGAGAUCCAGUCGGAGCUCAGCCAGAAGGCAGGAGACAUUGUGGUCUUGAAGGCCCAGCUUAGAGAAGCUCGCUCUGAGCUACAAGCCAGCCAGGCUCGAUCCCAGGAGGCCCAGACUGCCCUGCGGACUCGGUCACUGGAGCUGGAGGUCUGCGAAAACGAACUCCAGAGGCGCAAGAGUGAAGCUGAGCUGCUCCGGGAGAAAGUGGGGCGUUUGGAAGAGGAGACAGCCCGGCUACGUGAUGCUCUGACCGGUCACAGCGGACCUACUCUGCCUGGAAAUGCAGCCAUGAAGGGGCAAUGCAUGAGCCUGACGCUGCAACAGGGUAGAGCUGUGGCAGGAAGGGGAGGUCCCAGUCCCUCUGUGUUCCGCAACGGAGAGGAGACUCAUCUGGUCUGGGGUGGAGAGAGCGAUGAAGCCAAGGCUCAGAGGCAGAACGCAGAAACAGUGUUGGGACUCAGGCAACAGGUGGAUAGGCUGAAGGCUGAGCUCAUGUAUGAGAGGAGGACUGGUGAGGAGCAGCUGUCACGUUUCGACGAAGAGAGGCGGGUGUGGCAGGAGGAAAAGGAGAAGGUAAUCCACUACCAGAAACAGCUGCAGCAGAACUACAUCCAGAUGUACCGUCGCAACCGUGAUCUGGAGAGAGUGAUGAGGGAGCUGAGUCUGGAGCUGGAGAACAGGGACAUGGAGGACUAUGAAGUGCGCAGUGGCAGCAAUGACAUCCACUUUGAGGAAAUCACUGCCACAGAGAUAUAAACACACACGCGCUGCAAGUAAUAAGUCCAAAUAAAAACCAUGGCAACACUCUGAAGGUGUAAACCAAACAAUCAACUCUGGGCCAAAUACUGCACUAUCUUCAACGUGACUUUGCCCGGAUCAUCGAGCAAGCACUCACCACACGUCACUGUUAAAAGGGAGCUCUCCCAAAAGGUGCAUUCUCACUUCCUGCUAACACAAAUGUACUCCCAAUAAAUCCUUAUAAGGUGUCGCCCACUGCGCUUUUAAUGGGUUUUUAUUCCACUACAAAGCCAGCACAAAGACUUGUUUCCAUCUGUGGGAGCGAGAGGAGGGAAAGAAGUGUUUUAUUUCUCAGACCACGUUCAGAUCAGGGUAUUGAAAAUCGAUGGGAACCUUAAAGCAAAAAAACAUUAGUACACACAGAGAAAUCUGGUUACAACUUUGUUGGUAGCACACGACGUGAAACACCCAGACACCAGCGUGCAUGUACUCAUGCACCUCGAGAGAUGACCAAUCAAUCACCCGGUUAUUAAAGCUGACUUCAUCACCCGCGCGAACCGUGCUCAUCGGCAACACAAACCCCCGCUGCACCAGUCCUCCAACCCCAAAUAUUACUGUUAACUGCUGUUUGUAUUUCAUGGUGUUGAUAGCAUCAACAGUUCAUUUUACAAAGUCUAAAAAAAUACCAAUAUUUUGUUCUUUUGCUUGUGCGUAUUUGAUGAGGAAUGUAUUGUCACUUCUGAGAAAUGCAGUAACGAGAGCAUCUGAGAAGCACACUGUUAUUUUGCACAACUUCCCUGCCCUCUUUUUGUUCAGGACUCAACUGUUUUCAAUUCAAACAAACCAUUACUGACGUGCGCCGAAAACCUGCUGGGGACGCCAAACCAAACGCUCAAAGGAAAUGCUUUAUAUGAACUCUGCUCAAGUUUUCUAGACCACCAACUGUUGCACUCGUGUCAACUCUUUAGACAAUGCGCCGAUCUCACAUAAACGUUUUAUAUAACUGAUAUUUCCAGGAUGCUGCCAAUUCCCCUCUUUCUCUGUCUUUUUCUUCUCUCUGUUUGCUUCUUACUCAGCUAUUUUUAUAACAGUGAAAGGCACCUCUGUGGUUGGUAUCAGGAAACUAAAAAUAGAGCAUAUUUACAGUAUUACAGAGAUUUAAGCCAGUGUUUGAACUGUUUGCAUUCUUAUUCAGAGUUUCCAUUUAUCUCCCUUCACUCCCAUUAGUGCCCUUUAUGUACCUCUUGGCAAAGCAAAGCCAAAUAACUCUUAUAAAGUCUUCCUACCUUUCCCAUUUCCCCCCCCCACUAGAUUAUACUCUUCACUGACUGCUAUACAGGAAGUGAGACUGGCAUGUCUGCAUGUCUUUGUUGUAUGAGAUUUCAGAAGAAGCUGGUUCACGCAGCAGUCAGGUGAGAGUUUGCAGAUGCAGUAGCUCCAGCACUGAAUGUCCUCAAGGCAGGUCAGUUUUUGAGGGCCUAAAUAUAAACCGGUGAGGAGCAUGUUACAUAUAAAAACUGUGGGUUGCGCUGCUGUUUUUCUCACGGUAUUAUGCAGGGCUGUGCAUACGACUGAGCAUGGCGGUAGUGGGCUGCUGAGAGCUUUUAUUUUGCAAAGAGUCUAUAUCGAGGAUUAAUAGUUAAAUGAAAAUCUAUAUAAUGGAGGAGAUGUUGUAUAUUUUUUAUAUAUAUAUAGCACCCGAAGAUAUUUUGUUGUAGUACUGGUAUAAGUGUGUGGAUUAAUGUAUAUCUCAUACCAAUAUUUCAAAUGAUGGAUCAAUUGCAAAUGGAGGCGGCGACAAAGGAAGAGUGCACCUAAUACUGUAAUGCAUGAAAAUUUAAUGUUUACAUUAUAUAAUCUGUGUGGAAAACCUUCUAAUGACCAAACCUUGCAGGUGAUCGAGCAGCGGGGAGCUCUUAUUUUAGGCUACUUUUUGGUCUGUUGUUUCUCCGUUUUGAUUGAUCUUUCACUUGACUGUCUGCAUCGUAAUCUCACGCUCAUUCACGCUGUCGUCGUCGGGUUUUCCCACGUCAUUCGUUUAAAACUGCACGAGUCGUUUUUGAGGGAUUCGUUAUUAAGUUAUGGCCAGAGAGAGGAAUGGUUAUGGCUAUAUUUGGCUAUAUUUUGCAUGACAUCACCACAUCACUGUGGCUGAGGAGGUAUUGUGGAGCAUCAAAGGUCUGCGCAUAAAUUGUGAUUGCGAAGUAAAGCCAUGGGAAGUAACUUUGAACGGAACAAGCUGAGUUUAUCCAACCACUUUCACUUUGUUAACCAAGCCUAGACUGUUAUUACUCACCACAGGUUCAUAUUAACAGCAAGCACAGGUGUUCGAAAGCAGACUCCCUCACUCCAAAGUACUGUGUGCAUAUCGGAUUCCCAUUUCCUCCCCCUCAUCGUUGCAUGACCAUUUUUCUGUGUAAAUAUGUAAAACACUAAAUAGUAUAACAGAGUGACAUUGUCUUUUAUUUAGACAAAAUAUCUAUUUCAAAUGUAGCCACUGUGACUAGACCAAAGCAACGUAACACACUUUUUUUUUUUGUGGCGCUUUUUCCCAUCCUUUUAUGUGCUUUUUUUUUUUCAAACAUUUGCUUACUUUGUGUCUUCAUUCAUUCAUAGAGUAUGUAGUUGUCCAUGUAUAUUUUUAUGUGUACAUUUCUUGUACAAAUGACUGUUUUUAAUUAAAGAACAAGUUGUCACAUCUUGAA
This is a messenger RNA of Oreochromis aureus, 5513 nucleotides long. Its product is annotated as leucine zipper putative tumor suppressor 2 homolog. Bases 457 to 2826 code for a protein of 789 amino acids. NCBI's taxonomy places the organism in Eukaryota, Metazoa, Chordata, Actinopteri, Cichliformes, Cichlidae. The transcript is spliced from 9 exons. Gene Ontology annotation, biological process: negative regulation of canonical Wnt signaling pathway; cell division. The record is from RefSeq and is a predicted model, not a curated record.